GGAUGAGCCCCGGGAGCCUGCGGGGCACGGCCCGGCCCAGGCCCGGGAACUAGACGGCCGCCGGGGAGGGGCCGGCUUCCUGCGGCCGCGCCGUGUCCUCGUCGCCCGCGUCCCGUGCGGAACCCGAGCGCAGGAAGAUGUCCACUAGGACCCCGCUGCCCACGGUGAAUGAACGGGACACCGAGAACCACACGUCCCAUGGAGACGGGCAUCAAGAAGUCCCCUGCCGGGCCGGGCGCUCUGGAGCUCGCUGCAGGAACUCCAUCGCUUCCUGCACGGACGAGCAGCCUCACAUCGGGAACUACAGGCUGCUGAAGACGAUCGGCAAGGGCAACUUUGCAAAGGUGAAGUUGGCAAGACAUAUCCUUACAGGCAGAGAGGUUGCUAUAAAAAUAAUUGACAAAACUCAGUUGAAUCCAACAAGUCUACAAAAGCUCUUCAGAGAAGUAAGAAUAAUGAAGAUUUUAAAUCAUCCAAACAUAGUGAAGUUAUUUGAAGUCAUUGAAACUGAAAAGACACUCUACUUAAUCAUGGAGUAUGCAAGCGGAGGUGAAGUAUUUGACUAUUUGGUUGCACAUGGAAGAAUGAAGGAAAAAGAAGCAAGAGCUAAAUUUAGACAGAUCGUGUCUGCAGUGCAGUAUUGCCACCAAAAACGCAUCGUGCACAGAGACCUCAAAGCUGAAAAUCUAUUGUUAGAUGCGGAUAUGAACAUUAAAAUAGCAGACUUCGGUUUUAGCAAUGAAUUUACUGUUGGCAGUAAACUAGACACCUUCUGCGGCAGUCCUCCUUAUGCGGCCCCGGAGCUCUUCCAGGGCAAGAAGUAUGACGGGCCGGAAGUUGACGUGUGGAGUCUGGGUGUCAUUCUGUACACGCUGGUCAGCGGCUCCCUGCCCUUUGACGGCCAGAACCUAAAGGAACUAAGAGAGAGAGUGUUAAGAGGGAAGUACAGAAUCCCUUUCUACAUGUCCACAGACUGUGAAAACCUUCUCAAACGUUUCCUGGUGCUAAACCCAAUUAAACGAGGCACUCUAGAGCAAAUCAUGAAGGACAGAUGGAUCAAUGCAGGACAUGAGGAGGAUGAACUGAAACCAUUUGUUGAACCAGAACUGGACAUCUCAGAUCAGAAAAGAAUAGAUAUUAUGGUCGGAAUGGGAUAUUCACAGGAAGAAAUUCAGGAAUCUCUCAGUAAAAUGAAAUACGAUGAGGUCACAGCUACCUAUUUGCUGCUGGGGAGGAAGUCUUCAGAGCUGGAUGCUAGUGACUCCAGUUCUAGCAGCAAUCUCUCACUUGCUAAGGUCAGGCCGAGCAGUGACCUCAACAACAGUACUGGCCAGUCCCCUCACCACAAAGUGCAGAGGGGUGUGUCUUCAAGCCAGAAACAGCGAAGGUACAGUGACCACGCUGGCCCAGCUGUUCCUUCAGUUGUGGCAUACCCAAAAAGGAGUCAGACCAGCACCGCAGAUAGUGACCUCAAAGAAGAUGGAAUUCCCUCCCGGAAAACGAGCGUCAGUGCUGUUGGAGGGAAGGGGAUUGCUCCAGCCAGUCCCAUGCUUGGGAAUGCGAGUAACCCCAACAAGGCAGAUAUUCCUGAACGCAAGAAGAGCUCCGUCACCCCCAGUAGUAACACCGCAUCUGGCGGGAUGACACGGCGAAACACUUACGUGUGCAGCGAGAGAACCACAGCUGACCGGCACUCAGUGAUUCAGAAUGGCAAGGAGAACAGCACUGUCCCUGACCAGAGGACUCCGGUGGCGUCCACCCACAGUGUUAGCAGUGCAGCCACUCCAGACCCCGUCCGCUUCCCAAGAGGCUCUGCCGUGCGCAGCACUUUCCACGGCCCGCCCAGGGAGCGGCGGACCGCCACCUAUAACGGCCCGCCCGCCUCCCCCAGCCUGUCCCACGAAGCCACGCCGUUGUCCCAGACUCGAAGCCGAGGCUCCACUAAUCUUUUUAGUAAAUUAACUUCAAAGCUGACGAGGAGAAACAUGUCAUUCAGGUUUAUCAAAAGGCUUCCGACUGAAUAUGAGAGGAACGGGAGAUAUGAGGGCUCAAGUCGCAAUGUCUCGGCCGAGCCAAGGGACGAGCACAAGGAGGCCAAGCCCCGCUCCCUGCGCUUCACGUGGAGCAUGAAGACCACGAGCUCCAUGGAGCCCGGCGACAUGAUGCGGGAGAUCCGCAAAGUGCUGGACGCCAACAGCUGCGACUACGAGCAGAGGGAGCGCUUCCUGCUGCUGUGUGUGCACGGCGACGGGCACGCCGAGGGCCUCGUGCAGUGGGAGAUGGAGGUGUGCAAGCUGCCAAGACUGUCACUCAACGGGGUCCGCUUCAAGCGGAUAUCUGGGACCUCCAUCGCUUUCAAAAACAUUGCUUCCAAAAUUGCCAACGAGCUAAAGCUGUAACCCAGUAACUAUGGUGUAAAUUACAUAGCAGUUAAGUGUUUCCUGAACCUGGAUGGGAAUGUAUAGACUAAUAUUUAGGCAGUGACGCCUGCAUCUUCUGAAUCAUGGUAUUAAAAUCUGAGGACGAGUGCACGCCGGGGAACGGAAGCUGGCCUUUUUUCUACAAAUGCACUACAUUAGAGAUGUGUGACCCGUGCGCCCUCUUAUUCCCCUGGCCCUGGAGGUCAGCGUGGGGCACCAUCUCCACGGCCUCCUGUGUGUGGGGAGGGGCUGCAGAAGCGGCUCCUGAGCCCGGCAGCCAGCGUCGGGCCGAGUGCCUCCCAGGAGCUCGUUUGGUGCUAAAACAUUACAGUUGCCAAGGAGAAUACGGACUCACUGCUGAAGACUAACCCCGAGGCUGGCGGACGGUUAACGCACGUCCACAGCCAGGCUGUGCUUUUGUGUUUGUUGUUUGUGUUUUUUUAGUGAAAAAGGUUUAAAUUUAUAGUUGUGAACUUUGCUUGUGUGUUUUUCUAAGUAGAUUCACAAGAUAAUUAAAAAUUCACUUUUUCUCAGUAAAA
This is a messenger RNA of Ochotona curzoniae (black-lipped pika), 2959 nucleotides long. RefSeq names its product microtubule affinity regulating kinase 3 (gene MARK3). The record is from RefSeq and is a predicted model, not a curated record. The coding region runs from base 138 to 2399 and encodes 753 amino acids. Gene Ontology annotation, cellular component: cytoplasm; plasma membrane. Gene Ontology annotation, molecular function: protein serine/threonine kinase activity; ATP binding. Lineage: Eukaryota; Metazoa; Chordata; Mammalia; Lagomorpha; Ochotonidae. The transcript is spliced from 18 exons. Gene Ontology annotation, biological process: intracellular signal transduction; protein phosphorylation.